Messenger RNA from Pararge aegeria (speckled wood butterfly), 999 nucleotides. RefSeq names its product transposable element Tcb1 transposase. Gene Ontology annotation, biological process: DNA integration; DNA transposition. The record is from RefSeq and is a predicted model, not a curated record. Lineage: Eukaryota; Metazoa; Arthropoda; Insecta; Lepidoptera; Nymphalidae. The transcript has a single exon. Gene Ontology annotation, molecular function: DNA binding. The coding region runs from base 1 to 999 and encodes 332 amino acids.
AUGCCUGCCUUAGCCCCAACGGAGAUUGCCAGGGCACUCGAAAUACGAAGAAAUGGUCAAACAUACAGAGUGAUAUCCAGAGAUCUUCAUCGACCAGUUUCAACGAUCCAUCGCAGUAUCCAACGGUUCAGGGAGACCGGUACUUAUGCGAGAAGAGCAGGACAAGGCAGAAAAAGACGCACUUCGAGUAGGCAUGAUCGUUUCAUUCGGCUUCGUGUACAUAGGUACCCCCGUUUGACGGCCGUCCAAGCCCGACAUGAGUUAGAAGCAGUGCGGGGUGUAACCGUAAGUGAGCGUACGGUACGAAGAAGGUUCGAAGAAGCUGGUUUGGGUUCAUUUGUUCCCGCCAAGGCUCCAAGGCUCGAGGUAAAUCAUCGUAGAAACAGGUUAACUUUUACUCAGGAACAUCUACUUUGGAACGCGAACCAAUGGAGUAAGGUAUUGUUUAGUGACGAGUGCAGAAUUCUCUUAAAUCAAAUUGACGGCAGGCAAAGAAUAUAUAGGCGCAAAGGAGGACGAUACAUUCAGACAAAUUUUGAAACUACAGUUGCAUACGGUGGUGGUGGUUUGGGAGCUCGCACAGACUUGGUAGUGAUUGUCAGAGGGAGUCUGACUGCAGACCGCUAUAUCAGAGAAGUUUUAGAAGAAAAUGUCGUACCGUUUGCCCCAUAUAUCGGUGACGAUUUUGUUUUUAUGCAGGAUAAUGCUCGGCCGCAUACCGCUCGGGUAACUCAAGCUUAUCUUAAUGAUAUUAAUAUCACUGUUAUGGAGUGGCCGGCGAGAUCACCGGAUAAGAACCCAAUAGAGCACGUUUGGGACUUGCUGAAAAGAAAAAUUAAGUCCAGAAUUCCAGCUCCUGUCAACGUGGGCGAACUGCGAAUCGCCGUAGUUGAGGAAUGGCUUAGACUAUCCCAGGAAACCAUCGAUAACAUCAUUCUCAGUAUGCCCAGACGGGUAAAAACUUUAAUACAAGCACGUGGAGGAAAUAUGCGAUAUUAA